UUCAGCUCUGUCAGCGCACCGCACACCUCGCGUUCCCGCCAGGCCCCCGGGCCGCCUUCUGCGGUCGCCAUGACGGCGGCCGUGUUCUUCGGUUGCGCUUUCAUUGCUUUUGGGCCUGCGCUCGCGCUCUACAUCUUCACCAUCGCCACCGAGCCGUUGCGCGUCAUCUUCCUCAUCAUCGGAGCUUUCUUUUGGUUGGUGUCUCUACUCCUUUCCUCCCUUGUUUGGUUCAUAGCAGGAACCAUUACUGGUGACAAAGAUGGACCAACACAGAAAUACCUGCUGAUCUUUGGGGUGUUAGUCUCAGUCUUUAUCCAAGAAAUGUUCCGGUUUGCAUAUUAUAAACUUUUAAAAAAAGCCAAUGAAGGUUUGAAGAAUAUAAACGCAGAUGAGACAGCACCGUCUAUGCGACUGCUGGCCUAUGUUUCUGGCUUGGGCUUUGGAAUCAUGAGUGGAGUAUUUUCCUUUGUAAAUACCUUGUCUGACUCCUUGGGGCCAGGCACGGUGGGCAUUCAUGGAGACUCUCCCCAGUUCUUCCUAAAUUCAGCUUUCAUGACGCUGGUAAUCAUAAUGCUGCAUAUGUUCUGGGGCAUUGUAUUUUUUGAUGGCUGUGAGAAGAAGAAGUGGUAUGCCCUUCUUGUAGUUCUUCUGACCCAUCUGCUGGUGUCAGCCCUGACCUUCAUAAAUCCUCAUUAUGGAAUAAAUCUGGUGUCAGCAUAUAUAAUCAUGGUGCUCAUGGGCAUCUGGGCAUUCUUUGCUGCUGGAGGCAGCUGCCGAAGCCUGAAACUAUGCCUGCUCUGCCAAGACAAAGACUUCCUCCUUUUCAACCAGCGCUCCAGAUAACCCCCGAGAACCAGCACCUCUUAAACAGUAAGCUGCAUCUUUAGAGGAAGCACAACUGUGCCUUUUUUUAAAAUCCCUUUUCCUGGUGGAAUUUAGAACAAAACAAAACUAUCUAGAUACAAUAUGGCUUUCAAGCAACAGCUCUCUAAAAGGGAUACAUCAGUGAUGUGCAUCUUGGCUGUACAUUAGAAUCACCUAGGGAAACAUAACGACUACUGAUUUCUGGGCUCCACCCUCCAUAUUUAAUUGGUCUGGGCAUUUGGUAAUUUUUAAAAGCUUCCCAGAUGACUCGGAUGUGCAGCUGGGUUUAGAACCAUUGGUGUCCAAAUAGGAAUUGCCUGAGAGUCCCAUAAGUAAAUAAGAAUCAGGUGUUUAGCUGUCUCCUAACUCAACUUGUGCUGAGCAAGUAAAUAUCUGAAUGUCAAAUCCUGGUUAGCCUUUGUCUUUUUAAGUUCUGAAGUCACAAAAGGCUAAAGGGCUACCAUCUCUGUGAACUGUUUUCAUGUACUUCACUAGUACCCUGUUUUAUGAGAACAUGGUAGGCUGUGCUUCUAAAUGCAAUAAUAAAUUGCACUGACUUACUAUGAUAAUUUAGCCAAAGUAAACGAUUGAUUAAUCAGCUGUAUUUUUCUGUAGUUUUUCCAUUCUAGAAUUUGCUUUUUGAGUCAUUACAUUGUUUUUCAAGUAUAGAUUCAGUUUCUUUAACUAAAAACCAAUUAUUUUCUGACUUCCUUGAAAGGUAUUAUAAAGCCAAGAAUUUUUGUGUAACAUCUAUAAAUCUUUCCUGGAUUUAACGCUUUUCAUGGGCUCUGCCCCAAGGCAGUGUUUGCCAGCUGAGUGCUAGUUGCUGGGCUAGUUGAGGUGAAGCCCAUUGUUCUCUCUCUGAGCAGCUCUGCAGGUUGCUGAGUGAUGUACCCUGGGACAGGCUUCACUGAAGCUGGUGGAAGUUUACCAAAACACGAGGAAAACAAGCAAAUAGGGUGGUGUUGACACUUUUAAUUUGCUCCUGUGAUACUAAACACUCCCCCUCAAAUGUUGUAGUGUAAAAUUGGCAAUUAUGUCUUAAACUGCCAAAUUCAUGCUUUUACAUAAUCCAUAUAAUCUUUAGAUCUAGUAAAUGUCUCUGGGUUUUGGUAGCAGAUACAGCAUUUCCUUUAUAGGAAUACCCAAGGUGUUUGUUCAGCUUCUAAACAACCCUUUUGAUUCCCUUUAUAAAGAGGAAAUGCCAGUGAAUUGUGCCUUUCCUAACUAGAAAUUGUUCCCAGUUGAUGGCUUUUAGGGAGCUGAUCGUGUGAAAUAGAAAUUCCCUAGACUUAAAGUGAUAACCUCAGUGAAUCCCAUAUGUGCAGUAGAACAUCCAAAAGAAACAGGAGUAGCAAUGUGGGGGCUCACCAGUGACAUGAAAGAUGGAGGAAUUUGACAAUGCUGUGGUGGGGAAGGAUAAUGAACAUGUUUAAAAUGGAAACUCGGCCAGUAUUUUGGGCUAGCCACACAUAAUUCCAGGGACCAGAACCUUACAUGUGAACUAGACCUUUAGCAGUGAAAUCCCCUCCAUAAAUUACUAGAAUUUCUCAAUCUAGGAAUUCAAGAGGAAUAGGGUUUCUAGCAAGGCUGUAAACAUAAGCAAUUAUGGUUAGUCCCCUAAAGUUUACUUCAGCACCAAUACCAAUACUUCUGCUAGAGUUCAGAAUUUUCCACCUUAAUACAAGAUUUUCCUUAGUCUAGAAGAGUCAUAGGAAGAGUCAAGGACAUAGAGACUGAAUAGUGAAAUUUACUGUGCAGAGUUGAGGAGAACAAGAUACCCAUUGAACGGGGCUUUAUUCCUAGUGGAACGUGGUGUUCUUUGAUGAACAGAAUAAGAAAAAUGUAUAGUUGGUUAUUACUGUUGACUUACAAAUCUCUUAAAUGGAUAGUCUGAUAAAAUUUUGCUGAUCUGUAAAGUGUAGAAAAAUCUGAGAAUAUUAAUAGUACUCAUACUUGAGCUCUGAGGAUGUCCUCUGUGCAUUAAAUUUAAUAUUAAGUAAAGAAGCUGGGAUAUUAUAAAAUCUCAUAAAAACUUCUCAAGUGAGAAGAAAAUUUUCUUUGAUGGUUUGACUAUUGUCUUAGUUCAGGAAAUUAUUUAAUAAUCCUUGAUUACCUAUCCAAAGAGGAACUUUGUAAUCCUGAUUUCUCUUAAAAUGUGAACACUGCCAUAGUCAGCUUAGGCACUAUUGUUACAAAUAGCCUUGCUUUGCCUCAUGCCAAGGAAGCCCAGAGGGAGAGUAUAGUCUUCCUCUGUUGCUGUAUAUAUAUUGAGAUGCUUUUUUUUUUUUUUUUUCUUUGCAUUUGUUAUCUUUCUGAGCCCUGAUGGUAUUUGGAGAGGAGGUGGUGUUGAGGUUGUAUCUCUCCUCCACAUAGGGCUUUCUCAGUUUGGAGGGAAAUGUAGGUAUAGUUAAAGUUGACCUUGGAAUGUGAAUAUUAUUGUAGUGCUUGAAUAUGUUUCCAAGUGAAUAAUAGAUUGAUUUUGUUGCUCUCUAACAAAUUUGUAUUUAUUUUUAAUUCAUUUGAAUUAGUAGUUGUAACUGGAGAAGUUUUGUUACCUCGAUCCUGGCCUGCCUGACUGGUAAUAUAGUAUUAGCAGCCUCUUUUGAGCAUUUUCAUGAAAAUAUGGCUGAAAGGAAUAAAUGAUGAUAUCUGCAGAUUGCACAGAAAAUGGCUUUUGUUCCCAAUGUUAAUAUUUUUAUUCUCAAGCACAUUUCAAUGUUUGCUGAGAGGGGCAGAUUCACAUAAAAAAUGCUAGGUGUUCUUAUCCAUAGAGUUGGUGCAGUAUAAGCAGUUGUGACAGAAGCUUCCUUCUACCUGAUACUGUUCCCACUCACCUCAGACUAGCCCCAAGACAGGGAUUAGCAAUCAGCGUGGACCUGAGGGCUCCAGGGAAGCCGGGGUGGCAGCCUGUCUCAGGCACCAGCAGCCUGCUCCCUGGGAAGAGCUCCUUGAGAGUGCUAGCUUUUUGUUAGCUAAGUUUUUCCUGGGCCCCACCAUUCGUAAGACAGGUAGACAAAGUAGAUGUCACAACAAAACAAUUUUAAAGUGCUUUGCUUAGAGCUCUUUGUUUAUGAUCGCAAUGUUUACAUUUCUCAUUUAAUAAAAGGCUUUACUUCAUUCUAUUAAAUUUUAGUGUUUAGAGAGGUGUGUACUGUCUCUUUGUAUAAUAUGUAUCAUUUUAUAUAAGUUAUACUGUUAUGUCAUAUAUACUUGCAAUAUCAGACCUUGUGUUCAAUACACAAUGCAAUAGACCCUUUCUAGACCUGUAUUUUUCAGUGAACAAUAAAAAGAUUAUUUGGCACUACUCA
Messenger RNA from Diceros bicornis minor, 4175 nucleotides. It is a transcript of the gene APH1B, whose product is annotated as aph-1 homolog B, gamma-secretase subunit. Gene Ontology annotation, biological process: positive regulation of catalytic activity; protein processing; Notch receptor processing. The record is from RefSeq and is a predicted model, not a curated record. Gene Ontology annotation, cellular component: membrane; endoplasmic reticulum; gamma-secretase complex. Gene Ontology annotation, molecular function: protein-macromolecule adaptor activity. Lineage: Eukaryota; Metazoa; Chordata; Mammalia; Perissodactyla; Rhinocerotidae. Bases 70 to 843 code for a protein of 257 amino acids. The transcript has 6 exons.